This is a messenger RNA of Gavia stellata (red-throated loon), 1068 nucleotides long. RefSeq names its product Lck interacting transmembrane adaptor 1 (gene LIME1). NCBI's taxonomy places the organism in Eukaryota, Metazoa, Chordata, Aves, Gaviiformes, Gaviidae. Gene Ontology annotation, biological process: T cell receptor signaling pathway; B cell receptor signaling pathway. The transcript is spliced from 5 exons. Bases 1 to 1068 code for a protein of 355 amino acids. The record is from RefSeq and is a predicted model, not a curated record.
AUGGCUGUGGCCAGUGGCGAGGGGCUGGCGCGGACCCCGCUCCUGCCAGCCGGCGCUGCCCUGGCCCUGCUCGGCGUCCUGGUCUACCUGGGCGCCCUGUGCGCUGCCUGCAGACGCAAGGGCAGGAAGAAGAAGGUCCCUGCAGACGGGGUGAAGCUGGUGGACGAGUCCCUGCUCAGACAGACGCAGCUGCGGUCGCUCAGCAAGUCGGACACGAAGCUGCACGAGCUGUACCGGGUGAAGGCCAGGGAUGACACCCAGCGGCCGGCCAGCCUGGAUUUCCCCUGCGCCGCGUCCCCCCCCUCCGCCAGCUCCCUGCACAGCUCCAGCAUCAGCAUCCUCCUGCACCGCGAGCUGCCCCAGAUCCCCGUCCCUGAGCCCCCGGCCCCCGACCAGACCUACUCCAACCUGCUCUUCACCCCCCUGCGGAAGCCGGUGCCAGACACCGUCUACGAGUGCCUGGCAGUGGGGGGCGAGGAUGCCCCUAUGCCCCCCGCACCCACCAGCACCCAAGUGUCUCCUCCACGUGCCGGGCACGGCGCCGCCGAUUACGCCUGUGUCCGCAAGGUGAAGAAGACAGUGCCGGCGGAGGUUCAGGAUAGGGCCCCGGCAGGGCCUUCUGCAGCCCCGCGGUGCUGGGAUGGCGCGGGCGAUGCCCCCCGGGUGAAGCUGGAAGAGAUGUACUCGACAGUGUGCAAAGCCACCAAGAAGAAAACGCAGGUGCCCGCAUCGUCCCCGAGGGCCGCGAGGGAGGCGGGUGCUGGGAGACAGCCCCCCUGCCAGGAGGAGGGUGCCCUGGCUGGGUGCCGGUCCCCGGCAGCUCAAGCCCCCCCCGACCCCUGUUACGAGUCCAUCAGCGACAGAGCCUGGACUGCACAGGGCCGCGACCCGGACUACGAAGCCGUGGACGCUAACUGGAAGAAGGCAGCGAAACGGGACAAGCCGGGGAAGCCCUGUGCCCCCGAGAACCUGUACGAGAGCGUCGGCGACAUUUGGGCGGGGGAGUCCCGGCGAGCCUCUGCCAGGGUGGCGGCCAACGGGCUGGAGGUGUACAUCACCAACCUAUAG